Schistosoma intercalatum is the source of this 2537-nucleotide messenger RNA. NCBI's taxonomy places the organism in Eukaryota, Metazoa, Platyhelminthes, Trematoda, Strigeidida, Schistosomatidae. The record is from the annotation of a GenBank genome assembly.
AUGAGUUUAUUAAAUCCAAAUAGGAUUUCAAGUGAUAUAAUUUUAUCGAAAUAUUUUAAUCAACCUAAUGUAACUUUAGGAAGCGGUACAUUAUUCUCAAAUUAUAAUAAUGAUUUAAAUAAAAUAAAUAGACAUGUAACAUUAAAAAUUGAUGUAUCGCAUACAAAUCAUAGUCAUAUAAUUGGUCGUUAUGGUUGGAAUAUUAAAACAAUCAUGAUGAUUACUCAAUGUCGUAUACAUUUUCCAGAUUCAAAUCGUAAUAGUUCAGUAAUUAAAAGUAAUCAAGUUUCAAUAUCUGGUCAGUUGGAGAAUGUCGAGAAAGCCAGAAGAAUAAUUCGAGACAUCCUUCCAAUUACAUUUACAUUUGAAAUACCUUAUUUAAACAAUGAAAAUUUACGUAUAAAUCAGAAUUCACCGGUUAUUCAACAUAUCCAAAAUGUUUAUGAUGUUGAAAUUAUAUUUCGUAAUCAUUAUACAUUAACACCUUAUAGUAAGACAACUGUCAGUGUUAAAGGAUUAACAAUCAAUGCAAAAAAGACUAAAAGUGUUGUACAUAUGUUAAUUAAGAAAUACUGUACUCAGAAUAUGGAUUCUAUACUAGUAAACAUGUAUAUGAGCAUGGAUACAAAAUAUUCUUCAAUGUUAAAUAGUCAAAGUUCAUCAGAAAAUUUAAUCAAAUUAAUUUAUGAAACAACUGGUGCAAAUAUUAAUUUUAUCUCUUCUACUACAUCAGUGAAAAAUUCUUAUUUAUCAUCAUCAUCAUCAUCAUCAUCAUCAUCACAAACAAUUUUAUUACAUAAUCAAUUCAAUUCUAUUGAUUAUUUUUCUAAUUUUUCAAAUAUAAAUCAACAUUUAACAUUGAAUAAAUUAAAUUUAAACAAUCAUUUAUUCAAUCAAUAUAUCAAUAGAAAAUUAAAUCAUAUUCAUAUAUAUGGUAAUGUAGAUAAUGUAUUUUUAGCUAGACAAUUGAUAACAAAUCUAUUACCUGUUGUAUUAAUAUUCGAUGUGGAUAUAUUACAAGGUGAAUGGCUUGAAAAUUUCAAUCUUACUAAUUUAUGCAAAUAUUAUGAAGUGAAUUUAACUAUUCGAAAUGAACCAAAAAAUUUAGUCAAGUCUGUUGUAAUCAAGACGAAAGAGAAAAACAUUCGUUCACUUUAUAUAAUGUGGGAAUUGAUACAAGAGUUGCUUUCACAAUUUACAAAAAACACCAUCUGUAAAAUCAAUAAUUCUAGUUGCUUAAACUCAUCAAUUCGCAAUAUUCAAACGCAAAGGUUAUGGCCGGACGAUCUUAGACUAAAUGAGGAAUCUACAAAGAUUCUAUCUUCUACAAAUAAAGGAAAAUUACAUGGUGACAAAGAAGACAAUAAACUAGAUAGAGAAGAGAUAGUAUUAAAAUACAAAACAUCAUUUUCAACAAGUACAUCAUCAAGCCCACCGCAAUCGUUUUCAUUAUUUCAUCAUGAUCCAUCAGUUAAAGUGAAUCUAUUAAAUAGAGAUAAUCAUUUACAUUUGAUGGGUUACGAAUCAAAUACAGAACUUUUACCAUCGUUUGAGCACAAUGGUGUAUGGAAUAAAUAUGGAAAUUUUGAAGAAAAUAUUGAUUUUUAUGCACAUAAAAAAUUCAUUGAAGAAAAUAAUGGAAACCCUUAAAAAAAAAAACCAAAUCUAGCUGUUUACCAUUGAUGUUUAUAUGGUUCUGAUGUAGAUGACAAAGCGACAUAAAUUUAAUGAACAAUUUUAAUAGUUCUUUUGUUUUCUCGAUAAAAAAAAAGUUUUAUUUUCCAAUAUUACUUUACAUUAUUCAGUUAGACAAUAUCUCUAUUAUUUAACACAAAAUUUACUAUUACAUUCUAAAAAAAUGUUUCAAUGUUAAACUGGGUAAUAAUAUUAUUACUAUUACGCAUUAUGAUAGUUGAAGACAAAUGGAUACAACUAACGAAUCAUAAUGUUAACAAAUACAUAUUUUAUUUAUUUCAUUGACAUAAAAGUAACUUUUGUCUUAAAAUUAAGAAAUUGUUUGUUUUUUCACCUUCUUCCUUUCAACAAUAGUCAAUAUUGUACAUUGUGUUUCAGAAAUCAAUUAAAGAAGGAAUUAUUCUUUAAGUAAAUUACCCAAUUAUCAUAAACUCAUGACAAGUAAUAUAUUUUUCCUUUAUCUACAUAUAAACUCAUAAUAAUGAUAACAAUGACAAUAUAUGAUAGAAGACCAACUUCAGUCUAUUUAUAAUGGUUCUGCUGAGUUUUAUUUUGAAAAAUAAUAAGUGAGGCACAGAGAGAGGGAGAGCAAAACAAACGAAAAAAUGUGAUCAUAAAUACCAUCACGUCUUUUUCAAAUCACUUACUUACGCCUGUUACUCCCAAUGGAGCAUAGGCCGCCGACCAGCGUUUUCCAUUCUCAAAUCAAUAUCAGGAAUAAUAGUAAUUGAUUUAUUCUAUUCACAUCACUCUAUAACAUAAAAUUAUUCUUAUUUCUAUAGACAUGUAUUUUUAAUAUAAUUGUUAUCGUUCAGAAAUAAAAUGAUUGAAUUAUAAAAAAA